AUGGCAGUGGCUUAUGUUCCAGCCUUUCUCGAGGACCGCGCGAACUUCGCCAAAGAGCGGGCGAACGGUCUGUAUGGAGCGACGCCGUUCAUCGUCUCGAACUUUAUAAUUGGCCUACCAUUCCUGUUCCUCAUCUCGGUGUUGUUCUCAAUCGUCUCCUACUGGCUUUCCAACUUCCGACCCUCCGGCGAUGCCUUUUUCACUUGGGUGAUGUGGAUAUUCCUUGAUCUUGUUGCGGCCGAAUCCCUUGUCGUCUUUGUGACAUCUAUAUUCCCAAACUUUGUCAUUGCCCUGGCCCUGGUUGCCUUUGCAAACGGACUAUGGAUGAGCGUAGGCGGUUUCCUAGUCACCCCAAAGAUCCUGAAUCCUUUUUGGAAAUACGUGUUUCACUAUAUCGACUAUCAGUCGUAUGUCUUUCAGGGGAUGAUGGUAAACGAGUUCGCGCAUCGCAAUUACUCGUGCGGUGAGGGAUGCCAAUGCUCGUACAUCACCGACUUGGCCGAUCAGUGUAUGGUCCGCGGCACGGGCGUCUUACACGAGUACGGUUAUGCGACGGGAAGAACUGGGAAAUGGGUUGGCAUCCUCAUCGGGAUCAUCGCGGUAUAUCGGCUGUUCGGGUGGUUUGCGCUUUCUUUGCGCAAGGGGUGAUGGUAUCAUUUCAUCACCUGGAUCCUGGAGGACUUGUCGGAAGGGAUGUACUCUUUGAUCUCUCUGUUUCACUACCUUCCGGCUUCCCAGAGGAUUUUUGUCGUCGGCCCCAGACAGAGAAGGGAAUGUGUAUUCUAAGAAAGCUAUAUAAUUCGUGUAAUUUCACCAGGAUUUGUUGCUAUCCACAGAUUGAUCCGUUCCUUGUUGUCUUAUUGCUGUUUAAGUGCUACUCUAUCUUGCAUUUGCUAGUCUAUCAUGGCCUUUCAUAAAUCCCAAGUAUUCUAUUAGAUUAUUACGGCCGACACUGGAAACCAAAGUGUCUGGCAACCGUCUGGCCGCCGAUAGCUUGCUUUUGUGGGACUGUCAGCAGCAGGCUUGUAUUUUUAUGACGUGACGAAUAACUAUAUAAAUCCGGAGUCUCCCAUUGGGUGACGCAACAGGUACAUCACGUACAUGUCACUACCCAUGCCCACCAUGUCAAUAGUGACCGAGUGAUUGGAAAUCGGUCGGCGGGAGACUGGCGAAACAGGAAAAGUACCAUGCAACACUGACUUGGGCGAUUUCGGCACGCUAGCGACUCUGUGAAGCAGUGUCAGCAACAAAAAGCAUGCGGGGGACGGUACCGUCAGUCCUGGUCGGCGCAGUGACCCUUUGAAACCAGCCUCAAUUCUCUUCCUGUCGAACGCAAGGACGUGCAGGCGUAGGUAUUCAAACCACUUAGACGCGAUGGGAAAGCAAAACUGGAGGCUGGGGGAGCCGUCAAUAUCAAUGGUUGGGAGCGUUGGGUGAAGGAUACUGGGUGUGACCAACUUCGCGUCGCGUGCUCUUCGCAUAGCUAUACUUCUGUCGGGAAAGUCGCAGCGUGCGGUGCCUAGUUCUAUAUAAGAGAUAAAGUUCCCGUAAAAUAUCUAAUCUUAUAGAUUAAUAAGAUCGGUUAGUUUUCGGAGCUUGACACGGGAUUACUACUAAAGGUGAAGUGGCCCGCAAGAUACAUGGCUGUAGCUGUUAGGUUACCAAUAGUUAAAGAUUCAUUAUCUUUGAACAAAUUAUGCGUAAGAAAUAUAUCGCGAUACUCGUCCGCAGGUGUUCCGUACCGUUCCCUAAAAACCUACUAGACUUGCCCGAUGCGCUCGCCAAUCCAAAUUACUGGUUGGAAACCCUGCUCCUAUGCAAGGCGAGCUUGUAGAUAUGUUGCUGCUAUAAGAUAACCUACAUGGGCAUGGGUUUCUAUAAUUACGGCCAUCUGAUGGUUUUUGGGCCUAAUGAAUAAUAAGAGGGGGGUCAUCGCUCGCAGUGCUGAUUUCCCGGAUAACAAGAUCGUAGCCCAAGACCACGUCAAUAAUAGCAGCCUCAGAUAUUGUUAGGUCCGCGACCACGUAUUGCCACGUGCUAGCCCUGCUCUCCGAGAAAUCGUAGAUUAUUGGCCUGGUGGCUGCCAUCGCUAUCGCCCUGGGUGAACCCUGGUUGGCUGUGCUUGGAUUAGACGCCGUAGAAUGAUGCCUUAUGGCGCGCAUAUAUGGCUGCAAACGAAGUUGCCUGGGUGAAAAUGGCUGAUGCGAGUUUAAGACGCCAGCAAGCGUAUGUUUUGAUAGGGUUAUGGUGUGCUGCUGCAGAAGUCGGGUUGGUCUGCUGCGGCAUAGCCCGCAAAUUGCUCUGCUCCUGAUUACCACGACUGCCUGUUGGGAUAUAUGGCAAGCACAAAGUACGGAUGCCUCAAAGAAGA
Molecule: messenger RNA, 2371 nt
Organism: Aspergillus melleus
Lineage: Eukaryota; Fungi; Ascomycota; Eurotiomycetes; Eurotiales; Aspergillaceae
Exons: 3
Coding region: 1-648 (215 amino acids)
Cellular component (GO): membrane
Molecular function (GO): ABC-type transporter activity
Source: RefSeq, a predicted model, not a curated record